Condylostylus longicornis is the source of this 945-nucleotide messenger RNA. RefSeq names its product probable nuclear transport factor 2 (gene Ntf-2). Gene Ontology annotation, cellular component: nuclear pore central transport channel. The record is from RefSeq and is a predicted model, not a curated record. The transcript has 4 exons. Gene Ontology annotation, biological process: protein import into nucleus. Bases 188 to 580 code for a protein of 130 amino acids. NCBI's taxonomy places the organism in Eukaryota, Metazoa, Arthropoda, Insecta, Diptera, Dolichopodidae.
UCUGUCGAGUGUCGUUGUUCAAAAAAUUUUUUAGUCGGAUGGUCUGAAAAACUCACUGUUGGAGUUAGUUCUGAGAAAUAUAUAAGAAAUUUAGUUAUUUUUUUCAAUUUUGUUUUGAAAAUUUUAAUAUUUUUUUUUUUAAAUUGUUAUUUGAAACUCUCAAGAAAAAUUUUUCAACUAGAAUAAAAUGGCUUUAAAUCCGCAAUAUGAAGAAAUUGGAAAAGGAUUUGUUCAACAGUACUAUGCAAUUUUCGAUGACCCAAAUCAGCGACCAAAUUUAGUAAAUUUAUACAGCGCAAAUGACUCCUUUAUGACAUUUGAAGGUCAACAAUUACAAGGGGCGGUCAAAAUUAUGGAAAAAAUAACGAGUUUAUCAUUUCAAAAAAUAUCUAGAGUAUUGACUGCAGUUGAUUCCCAACCAACUUUUGAUGGAGGUGUUUUAAUAAAUGUUUUAGGUAGACUUCAAUGCGAUGAUGAUCCACCACAUGCUUUCUCACAAAUUUUCAUUUUAAAACCAUUAGGAGGAACAUUUUUUUGUGCUCAUGAUAUAUUCCGCUUAAAUAUUCAUGAUUCUGCAUGAAUACUAAAAAAAGAACAACAAAAUCUAUUUUUAACAAUAAUUUGAAGAACUAUAAAAAAACAGAAAGAACUCCUAACAACAUAAAAUUGCUGCACGAAAUUAAAUAUAAAAAAAAAACAUAUUGAAUUUUCCAAUAAAUAUGACUAAAAUUUUCGAAUUUUUUUUGAUUAUCAAACUUUUAUUGUUCGUCAAAACUUUUCAUAAAGAAGAAACUAAAAAAAUAAUUAACACUAAUAAAUUUAAAACUGAUAGAAUGUAGUUAAAAUGUUAUUAAAUUGAUGAAUAAGUUUUUUAAUUAAAAAAUAUGAUUUAAGAAAUUAAAAAAAGUAUAAAAUGUAUGAAACCCAUUUUUUUUAUUUUUUAUU